Molecule: messenger RNA, 1458 nt
Organism: Meyerozyma guilliermondii ATCC 6260
Lineage: Eukaryota; Fungi; Ascomycota; Pichiomycetes; Serinales; Debaryomycetaceae
Exons: 1
Coding region: 1-1458 (485 amino acids)
Cellular component (GO): nucleus
Molecular function (GO): histone binding; protein heterodimerization activity
Source: RefSeq, a predicted model, not a curated record
AUGGCGUCUCCAGGUGAUCCUGAGACUCACAUAAGUACAGUUACAGCUUCAAGGUACCUGUUCUCUAGAAGCCCGCCAAAUCUGGCAGGGCACACAAACAAGGCCUUUGGAAAUAGUCAUAGGCGAUACUACAAAGACUCUAAUAGCCUCAAACCCAAGCGAGAUGCAGAGGCGCUGUUCGAGAAAAGAGUAGCCAAUCUUCAAGCCCGAAGUCGAACCCGUUUCCAAAACCAGUGGGAGGCUAUUCUAGAGAAAUAUUCUCAGAUUGAUGAUGAGAAAGAAAGCGACGAAAUAGAUCUCUCAACAGGAGAGAUAAUCACUGACAAUGGUCACCUUCGAGCAUUGGCUCGCAAAGAUGUUUCCUCCUCGAGUCUCGACGAUAUUUGGAGUGCCAAUCUAGUUGAAGAGCCUCACCAAUCUCGCCAAUAUAUGACAUCAAAGUCAGGACAAAAUACCUUUAUAUCCCCCGCGAGACAAAAAGACGUAAGCGAGAUUCGAAGAAGUAGUUCCAUGAAGGAUAAUGUCUUGCUUUUAUCGCCAUCUCCUACAAAGAAGACAAGAUAUUCUCCCUCAAAAACUCCUUCAAAAACUGCAUCUCCGUCAAGAAAUACACCCCCUUCGAAGUUCACUUCUCCACGACUUUCAUCCCCACGACUUUCACCUUCUAGACUUUCAUCUCCACAACUUUCAUCUCCAUCAGCAAACCCAAACAAUUCGGGAUUUGAGAGGAUUACUGACUCCAAAAGUCUCUUCCAGCCCACACGAUUAUUCCCGACUGCUAAAGAGACCCCGAAAAGAGAACAUAAUCCAUUUCUUGAGCGAAAGGAAAAGACAUCGAAAUACACUCUUUGUGAUCUCUCGACACCUACUACAGACGCCGUUUAUCAUUGUGCAUUCCACUACUGCAAGUUCUGUACUGGAAAUCGUUUCCUAUAUAAAGAGCACCUUCUCAAGCUGCAUCCAAAGGAGUUGAAACAGAUAGGUUACCCCGUUCAGACUGAGACAGAAACGGGAGUGGACACCAUUUCAUCUGACACAAUCGAAAAUAUCAGCAAAGUUUUUCCUUUAACAUUCGAUAAAUUGUUGCAAAGUGACUCCCUACUUCAUUGUAAUAUGAAGCUCUCUCCGACCGAAAGAUGUCGUCGGGUAUUCUUCACCCUCAACGACUUGAAAGAGCACCAAAAUACAUCUAGUGGUUGUGACUCACGUUUGUUUACCUUUUCUUGUCCUAUACUUGGAUGCCCAUUUCAAACUAGACUGUUCGAAGCAUUGCAAAAUCAUUUUCGGACAUACAAUAUCAACUCCAGUCAUUUGACCAAAGAAAGUCGUAGUAUCUCGAAAAAGCCUUUGAUAAAUGAGCACUCAACAAAGGCCAAUGAUUUGCCUACAAAUCCCAAAAUUGCAUUAACCAAGACAGAAGUAAUGAACGAAAUUGACGAGUUAUUCGACUCGGAUUGA